GUGAAAUAUAUUUUUGCUGCAAAACACUAAAACCUUUCAUAAGACUUCCCAUCUGCACAAUCGGGCACUUUCAAAACCCCACCCACCGGUUCAAUGCCACCCAUUACCAUAAGCACUACUAAGACCUAAGAGUUUCAUCAAUGGCUUUAGAGCAAGCACUAGCACUAUCACCAGCAACUAACCUCUUUUUUUCAAUUUCGAACCCCCCCCUCACAAACACCAAAACUCCUGCUUUGUCCCUGAACCCUCUCUCCUCCUCCUCGAAGAGGUCCCACUUCCAACGCAGCUUGAAAUGCUCCGCUGAUUAUAGAGAUAAGCAGUACAAUCAAGCGGUUGCGCAUGCUAAACCGGCUGAGAUUCAAUGGAACAAGGAGCUCUGUAACUCGGUGCACCUCAUCGGGAUCGUUGGGACCCCUGUAGAAAUCAAGCACCUCCCCUCCGGCAAGGUAGUCGCUUGGACACGACUUGCUGUCAAGAAAUCUGCAAAUGACACCUCCUGGGUCAAUUUGACAUUAUGGGAUGAUUUGGCACGAGUUUCUUCUCAGCAUGUAGAGAAAGGCCACCAAAUAUAUGUAUCUGGUCGAUUGAUCACAGAUUCAGUUGAAAAUGAUGAAGGGAAGCUGCAGACCUACUACAAGGUAGUUGUCCAGCAGCUGAAUUUUAUUGAAAGAAGCUCUUCAAAAGGAUUACAUGACUCCGACUUUAAUAGCACGGCAGCUGGUAGUAAGUUUGGUAACAACACUGCAAAUGACAUGGGUUCCAUGGAAGAACGGUGGCAAGCUUUUUUUGUUAAUCCUUUGGAGUGGUGGGAUAAUAGGAAAGAUAAGAGGAACCCAAAGUAUCCUGAUUUCAAACACAAAGACACUGGAGAAGCUUUGUGGGUUGAAGGCAGGUACAAUCCUCCUUGGGUGAAGUCCCAGUUAGCUAUAUUGGACGAACAGAUGGGAUCUCUUCGAGAUCAGGACUCUAGGUUGCACGAAAGUUCAAUGUCUGGUGAUGAUUUCAUUUCCUUGUCCUAGCUAAGUGAUUCCCUCUUCAUUUGAUGUGAUUUUUGGAAGAGCUGAAAUAGGUUUUGUUUGUAUAAUAUGUAAUGUAGAAUCUAUGUUGUCUAAGAGUUGCAAGUUUCUCUGUGGCUUUUGAACCAUUUAGAACAUGAGUCAACGUUCUUGUCAUUAUAAAAUAUUCUUUGUUUUGGUCUUGAGAAAUAUGUCCAACAUGGAGAAGUAAUUCCCUGGGAAUUUACCCAGGAGCA
Molecule: messenger RNA, 1252 nt
Organism: Populus euphratica (Euphrates poplar)
Lineage: Eukaryota; Viridiplantae; Streptophyta; Magnoliopsida; Malpighiales; Salicaceae
Product: protein OSB2, chloroplastic-like
Exons: 5
Coding region: 141-1019 (292 amino acids)
Biological process (GO): positive regulation of helicase activity; mitochondrial DNA replication
Cellular component (GO): mitochondrial nucleoid
Molecular function (GO): single-stranded DNA binding
Source: RefSeq, a predicted model, not a curated record